CUUCUUGCAGGCUUUGCUUCAGCGCUAGGGUUUGCGCUCGACUCACAGAGCUAGCACCACUUUCUCCAUUCAGUAAUCUCAGGCACCUGCGUUACGGUUAUCAUGACCAAGAUGGCGUCUCCCGAUCUUUUGUGGCAACUUGUGAAGAAGAACAACUCCUUCUUGGUCAAGCAGAACGGUAACAACAACCGCUCUGUACAGUUCAGCUCCGAGCCGAACAACUUGUACAACAAGAACACCUUCAAGUACUCAGGUCUGGCCAACAAGAAGACCGUGUCCAUCGUCCCAGCUGGCGAGGGUCUGUCGGUCACCUUGGCCACUACCAAGACCAAGAAGGGUAACAAGCCUGCCGAGUCUAUCAACAGGUCGGUCCUGAAGAGAGACUUCAGGAAGAUGGCUCGCGCCGUCGUUAACCAGGUAGCAGAGAACGGAUACAGACCCGACUUGAAGCAAUCUGCUUUGGCUCGAUUAGCCGCUGUACACAAAAGCCUUCGUGUAGCUAAGGCCGGCGUCAAGAAGAGCUCCAAGGCUCGCAAGCCAAUCCGAAAGUGAAAAUCUCGAGGUACUGAUAUGUAGACUGUAAUUUGGGAAUCCUUACUUCGUGUUAGGUCUGAACAAUUUAGAGGCAGACCUAGCUCGUUCGCACCAUCCAUUAGCGGGCCCUUUCUUUGAACUACGGCACACCCCGAAUUGUGAAGGGCUUGUGCCAGAUAUUUAGCCAACGGGUCUGCCCUGGUUGUAAACUUAAGGGCCAUGUUGCUAAUGAUAAUGCAGCGGAACGCAGUGCGCAAGUAUUCACCCACAUUAUUUCUGGACUGUAACACUUGCCCUGUUAAUUUUUGAUCACUCUUCUUUCUCGGCUGUGCCCAUAUACAAUGUCAACUUUAGCCUGAAGGGCAGUGCUUACUACUCUCUUCUUAUUACUCUC
Messenger RNA from Marchantia polymorpha subsp. ruderalis, 928 nucleotides. NCBI's taxonomy places the organism in Eukaryota, Viridiplantae, Streptophyta, Marchantiopsida, Marchantiales, Marchantiaceae. The record is from the annotation of a GenBank genome assembly.